Molecule: messenger RNA, 4996 nt
Organism: Styela clava
Lineage: Eukaryota; Metazoa; Chordata; Ascidiacea; Stolidobranchia; Styelidae
Source: RefSeq, a predicted model, not a curated record
GUAUAAAGUUGAAAAUGUGAAAGCGAUAGUUAUUUGCUGUCUGAAUAAGCUCUGGAUUUUAGUCAGGUUGUUGAGUUUUCUGUAUUUCAUAUAACGGAGUACAAGGAGGAUGGAUUUAAUAGAUGCGAAGUUGCCUGGAGAAAAGAAAAAUAAGAAGAAGAAAAAGCCGACGCUACGAUUUGAACUGGAUUUACCUGACUCUACUGGAACAACUUGCCCUGAAUACUCAUAUAUUGAUCUUGUGCGUACAACAUUAAAGGAAAAGAAAUCGAAGGGUGAAAAUGAUAUAAUGUGCCAGAAUCUGUUGGAAGAAGAAGAAGAAAAAGAAAGGAAUGAAGCCGAAGCAAUGGCAAAAUAUUUCGAAAUAAAAUAUGGAGCGACUGCGGCAGGACAUAAACAUAAAAGAAAAGAUAAAGUCAGGGAUUUAGUUGGUGCAGGAUAUGGAUAUGAUGAAAAUGAUCCGUUUGUUGAUGAUUCAGAAGCGUAUGAUGAAAUUGUUCCUGCAACUCUUACAACACAGCAUGGUGGAUUUUAUAUCAACACUGGACAAUUGAAUUUCAGAGCUGUUUCAGAUCAAUCUGAUGCAGAGAACUCAUCCUCAGAUGACACAAUGCCUCUUUCCCAUCACAUUACUAAAAAGAAAAAGAAAAAACGUCAUGCUAAUUUGCUUGAAACUGAUGAAAGUGAAAAUGAAUUUAAAGAUAUUGGUUCAAUCGAAACGAAAAAGAGAAAGAAAAAGUUGAAACCUGUUAAAGAUCUUGACGGCAAGAAAAAACGGAAAAUAUCCAUAAAUGGAAAAGACAAAGUUACAGGAUUAAAAAAGAGUAAGAAAAUAAAGAAACCUACCUCACUCGCACAGAAAUUAGUAGCAAAAGCUAAAGCUCAACAAAUGAUGAGUGCUUCCGUGGUUGGAAGUCCUGUGCAUCAGAACAUUGUUUCGCAAAACAGAAAAAAUUCCGCUGAGCUGAUUCGCUUGGGUAACAAAGACUUAGCUCAAGUAGCAAAACAAGCAACUAGAAAUUUGAUGAACAUCGGUUUAAGUAAUGAUGAUUUUAUUACAGAAAAAGAAGUGAAAAAUGGGGUUGAUGUUACAAAUGAUUUAUCGAAAAAUACAACAUCUUCACCUGAAAAUCAUGAACUGCCACCAAAUCUACCACAGAUGCUUGGAGAUAAAAUUGAAUCUCUGAAAAAGAUUGCUAAAUCUGCAGAAGGAGAGGGCAAACUGAAAUUUUUUAACAACAACGUUAAUCGUAUCUUACUCGGUAUCGAGGAAUCUUCUCAGGGUUUGCGUACCAAGGAAAGACAAGGAAUGUAUCAACACAUUGCUCAACAUCUACCUUGCUCAAAAGAUACUUUGUUGAAACGAGUGAAGAAGUUACAAGUUAAUGAUAGUGAUCAACAGCUGAAAGGUCCGAUAGGAAAACUGAAAGCAGCAGUUGAUGCUGUUAUGACAUCACAAAUUGAAGCUUAUGUUGUGGAGUGUGAUGCCAAAUCUGAUAAAUUUUUUGAUAAGUCUGCAUGUGCCGCUUCUACUGAUGAGGAUGAAGAAUGCGAAGAGAAAAGUUUAAGUGGAACAUUAGAUGGUACCGAGGCAGCAGGAGAAAAAGUUAAGCGUACUUACGCUCCACGAAGAAAAUUUAAGUGGGAUGAUAACCUUAGGAAAUUGCUCUGUGAUGUUGUUACUGUUAAAAUGAGUUUGUAUGAAAGAUUCAAGGUUCGAGAGAAACAAAAUCCUGAGGAAUAUUUAAAAGCAUUUCUUGAAACGACGAUCAAACCACUGUGGCCAAAACCUUGGAUGCAAACUAGGAUAUUGUUCAAGGAGAGUCGUUCAGCUCAUCAUAAUUUAACUUUUAAUAGCGCAAAACAAAAGAAAAGUGUUUCUCCAAAUAUAUCAGAAACAGACAGCAUGCAGGAUAUCAGUAAAGAAAAAUUAUCGAAAGGCAACAGUGGUAUUCCGUUAUCAGAAAGUGUAAAAAAUAGGAUAGCAGAGGCAAGCAAACAACAUGUUAAGGCUAUUAGUAAAAAAGAAAACAACCUUAGUUCGGACACGAAAGAUAGUAUCUCUCUUUUACGAAGAAAGCUGUCAUCUGGGAAAUUAAAAAUAAGGCAUACACCAAAUCACCAGUGGAAAAAGCACAAAAAGAAAAAGAAACGUAGAGAGCAUGAAAAAGAAAAGUGUAUUCAAGUAGUAGAAGAAUCCCAUAGUGAAAACUUGAAAUUAAAAGAUAGCAAAAGCUUAAAGGAGAUGAGAGAUGUAUCUCCUUGUAAAAAAGUAAAAAAAAAUCGCAAAUCCACAAGGGAAGAUAAAGUUAAGAAGGUAGCCAAUGAUUUUCAGCAUUCCAUGCAGAGUAAUUCCAAGGCGCUAAACAAAACAGGAAUAUCUAGGAAGAAUUUUUACUGUUCAAAGAGUACGCAAAAGUUAGCAGGGAGCAUCAUAACCAAACCCCAGCCUUUAAUUCAUAGUAGCAAUGAGGGAGCAGUUUCGCCAAUGAUUGUGUCGCAUCGUAAAAAUUGUUUGAAGCGAAAGGAUCGAAUAAAAAAGAAGUCAAGUUUACUGCAGACUAAACCAAUCCAUGCGUUAGAUACUGGAAGUUAUAAAAAGGUACUUGGUUCUGCCAAAGACUCAAAUAAAGCUGCUGAUAUCGCUUCUGGACAAAAAUAUGUCGGAACGUUAAAUAACUCUGCUGGACAGAGUGACACAACUGCUAAGUCAUUCAAGAAGCAGCUUAUUUAUGAAACAAAUGACUCGAAAAAUUAUAAACCAUCGGUUAAUGCUGUUAGUUCCCGCAACUCAACAACAUAUAGCACAAAUGAUAAAAUAAAAAUUGGAAAUUUGACAUCAGGAGGUGGUUUUGAAUUAGUAGCGUCGAUAGAAAGUGAAAAUUCUCCUACCUCAAGUCCACUCUCUACACAAAAGAAGGCACCCCCUUCAAAUGAAAAAGUCUCCACUAGCAGCUGGAAAGCCUCUAAUACAAGCUCAAUUGUGAAGACAAAAAUGCCUUCAGCAACAAUGUUGAUAAAUCCUGGUUCAACUAAGAGGGUUGAUAAAAAAUCAUACUCGGAUAAGAAUUUCAAUCGUUCGUUUGAUUCCUCAUUUAGCUCUGCUGGUGAUGUUCCACUUGCGAUGAGCUCACAGGCUAUGGAAAGUUAUGCAUCUGAUAUAAUCAAAUUUAUGAUGGAUCAAAACCAACUGGCACAUGCAAAUCCAGUUUACCACGGAUCCCCUGGUUUAUCAAACUAUGAUGCUAUUUCAAAAAUAUUGGGUCUCAGUCCUAAUGACGCUUUGCCUGAAGGUGUUAAGAACUCCAAACAAGACGAAAAACUCAAAUUUAAGAUUUCAUCCGCUGCUGUAACGCCCAGCAGUGCUUCAAAGGGUGGCUUCCCAAAAUUAGAUGUUGGUACUAAACGUGUAGCUACAGCAAUUGGGCCUUCUUGGUCUUCUCAAAAUCCCACACCUCCUAAAAUAUCUAAACCUGACAAAGUGCCCUCAAUAGCAAAGCAGAAAGUAUGUCCACCAACGUCAACAGCGCCUGUGUAUUCUGUGACAUUCGAUGAUAAGCAUGCCAUAAAAAAUCUCACAAUGAGACCGAUACCAAACUUUGCUGUGCCGUCUAUAUCUAGUUCAAACUUUUCUGGCCAGCGAUCGCGUUCUAACCAGCACCACUCUAUUGAGAAAUCCACUGUGUCUCCCAAUACCCCAAAUUUUAAAAUUGCACAAUCAGCCAUAGAUAAUUUAGCAAACAUACAUAACGUUCCACCAAUGUCUCCUACUUUUUCGCAAAAUACCAAACGGAGUUCCUCAACUUCUUGUUCUGUUCCAAUACCCAAACUUCAAUAUUCACCAUCUGGUGCGUCUAAUAUUAAAUUGGAAUCAAUCCGUGGUGGAUUCAAUCCAAUGUUACUUUCGUCAAUGGCUAGCUCUUUCAAUCCAAACACAAACUCGUUUUCUACUGCUUACUCGUCUUCGUCAAACCUUUCUAAUUCUGCUGCAUCGAAGCUCAAAACAAUGCCAGUCAGUUCUGCUCGAAAUUUUCCAGAAAAUUAUUCAAUGACUGACCCACAGUUUUCAAAAUCAUUUCCAUUGGUCAACCUUGUUGAUAUUCAGGGGAACGAUUCAGUUAAGCAAGCAGCAUUGAAUCUGAAUAUUAAAGCAAACCAGAACAGAUGAGAGAGUGGGCAUGUUUUUUUAUAGUCAUUCAUUAUACAUCAACUAUCUGGUUGUGUGGAGAAUUUAAAGAAUCAUAUCUGCAGUUUCUGACCUGUUUUUCAGCAUUUCAUGUGUAAUUUUUUAUGUACACCAUGAUAUUUCACCUGAAGUUUGAAAUUAUAGGGAAUUUUAUGGGUUCUCGUACCUAGUAGUCUGCUUUAACCAGUUUAAAGCUGACAUCAACAACUCAUUUUGUAUCUUUUCACAUUGUGUGUUAUCAUCGUCUGGUCAUUUUAUAUUUUUUACGAGGUCAUUAUUCAUUCUCCAAUAAUAAAUAUGAAUAAAGGACUAUGUUCUGCUUUCCAAUUUUUUUUCUGAAUGUUAACACUCUCUCAAAUGUUUACACACAAAAUGGAAUGAAUUGAAUAUUUUGCAGUUUGUCGAAAAAGUCUUUGCUUCCUUGAGUAUAAAAAUAUACUUUCAUCUAUGUUGCAAUUGGAGAUAAAAAGUAUAGUUUUUUCAGCAGUCUAGGUAUAGCAAUUUGAUAAUAUUGAUGCUGGCUGAUCUCUUGCCUAUUAUUUAAACUUUACAAGGCAAUUUGAUAAUCCAAUAAUGCAUUCUAGUCAUUUCUAUCUAUUCAAAGUGUAGAAAUUUACUUGGUACACUGCUCUGUCCGAAAGUGAAGUGAUGAUAUUUUCAAUCUUGCAUGGCUUACGAAAAAUCGUAAACUGGUGCUACUCAAUUUUGACUUGAGGAAAGUUUGGAAAGGAAUACUUUUCUGUCUUGAAAUAAUGUUAUCUUCAGAUUAAAGCUGCUAGUUAUUUUGCAAUAAAACAUUGUCUAUUCUGA